CUCUAUACAUACCCCUGCAUUCUGCAGUGUCAAUGUAAUCAAUCAUGGCUCCCACAGGAGACGAAGCCAGGCUACAAAGCGCCAGAGAGACUAUAGAUGCCCUUUACGACCUCUCUCAAUUACUGCAGACUGGACUCGACAAGCAAACGCUAUCGAUAUGUACGGGGAUGAUCGAAGCUGGCACUAACCCCGAGACUUUGGCCGAGGUAAUAAAGGAGCUCAGGAGUCAGAAUGAAGCGUCAAAGCGACGGACGUGAUGUUACGAGCAUCGGCUGGCACGGAAUUACACCGCUCAGCAACUCCUCGCAGGCCAAUAAUGCCCUGCAUGCCAGAUCUCGCAGGGCUAUCAGCGCGAGUGGCUCGCUUAAAGAUCACCUCGCUCUGUUCGGCGUAUGUUAAGUCCGAGUCAGCGCUCGAUUUGGGUUCCCCUGCCCCCGGUCCUGGGGAUAUCAUAAGAGA
Messenger RNA from Kockovaella imperatae, 459 nucleotides. Its product is annotated as mitotic-spindle organizing gamma-tubulin ring associated-domain-containing protein. Gene Ontology annotation, cellular component: interphase microtubule organizing center; gamma-tubulin ring complex; spindle. Lineage: Eukaryota; Fungi; Basidiomycota; Tremellomycetes; Tremellales; Cuniculitremaceae. Gene Ontology annotation, biological process: gamma-tubulin complex localization; microtubule nucleation by interphase microtubule organizing center; mitotic spindle assembly. The coding region runs from base 45 to 257 and encodes 70 amino acids. The transcript is spliced from 4 exons. The record is from RefSeq and is a predicted model, not a curated record.